Messenger RNA from Babesia sp. Xinjiang, 966 nucleotides. RefSeq lists its product as uncharacterized. Gene Ontology annotation, biological process: DNA-templated DNA replication; rRNA processing. Lineage: Eukaryota; Apicomplexa; Aconoidasida; Piroplasmida; Babesiidae. Bases 1 to 966 code for a protein of 321 amino acids. The record is from RefSeq and is a predicted model, not a curated record. Gene Ontology annotation, cellular component: nuclear pre-replicative complex. Gene Ontology annotation, molecular function: protein binding. The transcript has 7 exons.
AUGUGGAAGGAUGAAGGUAUAAUAGCUGUGGGCGAUGAUGCCAUCCUGCUACUUGAUGGAACAGGCCGAGUGGAACGAGAGAUAUCCAAGGAUGGAUUCAGUUCCACAUCCAACUCUGUUGCGGCUACGGCAAACUUCAUUUGCGUGGCUGCCGCUGACAAGGCAAAAAUCGCCUUCGUAUCCGAAUCGCAAAACUACAGGGUGUCGGUACCCGAAUUGAUUGUCGCUGUCACGUUUUCCCGUAACGGAGAUUUAUUAUACGCGGGAUCGAACACUGGGAGACUAUACGUAUGGCAAACACAAACGGGUACGCUGGUAAAGAACAAACAAAUCUUUUUCAACGCUAUCACGGACAUCAAAGUAGACUUUUCUAACACAACUAUUCUGCUAGCGGCGCAAAAUGGCGAUAUUGCGCUCAUAAGGCUUGUGGAGUUAUUUUUAGUGGAUAGCAAGGGCGUCAUGUAUAUGGGUCACUCGGCGGCAGUCACAGGCGUCGCUAAUGUGAUGCAGGGGCCACAUGAAAACGCCCUCUCGUUCGUGUCGGUGUCACGUGACAAGAACAUAAGGUUCUGGCAUCACACCAAACGCACAGCGGUGCAAUCACACUUCCUUGAACAUCUACCUCUCUCCAUAGUGGUCAGCAACACAAGGUCACGAAUAUACAUACCAUGCGAAAUGGGACACAUAGCGGUUGUGCCACUCGCCAACUUCAAGGAUAUGUUUCUACUAUCUGGGCAUGUGGGAUCUGUCACGGGUUGUGCCGAAUCGUUCAACCUAGUCACAUGCGCUCUCGACGGUAUACGGGUAUGGGACGUCGAAGCAGGGCUCUGUAUCAGCCACUACAGCAACGCUGGGUCACAAAUUAAGACUCUGUUGAGUGGUACGACUCUUGCACAUAAAGUGCAUUUUGUCCCACUCAAAAAUGUCGUCUCUCGUGACACGCGCGUAACCAUAGCUCUCGACUAA